AUCCGUUUGUUGUUAGUUAUUAAAUUGAAGAACCUCUUUCCAAUUCUGAAAGCAAACAACUUUCUUUGUGCAGUGUUUCCACGUAAUCGCCGGGAGAACCGGUCUUUCUUUCUUUCUUUGUUUUCUAUCCAAAUUUAUUUUCUUUCUUCACUUUUCCCAUUCUCAGCGCUUUAUCGCACCUUCUCCUUUCUCUUUCUUUUCUGUUCUUUUCCCCUUUCUCCCAUCCUUAUUAGGGUUUUUUGAAUCUUCCAAAUUCCCCAAAUUUCCCGUCAUUUCUCACUUCCUGUUUCAACGAAUCUUCAAAUUCAUUCGCCCAAGAUGAUGAUGCCCCCUGGCCUCGUCUCCAACCUCCAAGAAGCACUUCAAAACAGAAAAGGUUCCCAAGAACAAGGAUCCAAGGACAAUGAGGACCCACCCGAACCCGCUUCUUCUACCGAUGAGAAUCCCGAACCUGAAUUCGAUCCUUCCAAGCCCAUUUUGUUGGUUACCAACAGCGAUGGUGUUGAGUCCCCUGGCCUCACUCACCUCGUCGAAGCCCUAGUUCGUCAAGGCCUCUACAAUGUCCAUAUCUGUGUUCCUCAAUCGGACAAAUCGGUUUCUGGGCACUCUGUUACUUUCAAAGAAACUGUGGAAGCUUGUUCUGCUAAAGUUAGUGGUGCCUCUGCAUUUGAGAUUUCAGGAACUCCUGUGGAUUGUGUGUCACUAGCAUUAUCUGGGGCACUGUUUUCAUGGUCAAAGCCAAUGCUGGUUAUUAGUGGGAUUAACCGGGGAUCCAGCUGUGGUCAUCACAUGUUCUACUCAGGUGUUGUUGCUGGAGCUAGAGAGGCAUUAUUAUCUGGUGUACCGGCUUUGUCCAUAUCAUUAAACUGGAAGAAGGAUGAAAGUCAAGAAACUGAUUUCAAGGAUGCAGCUGAAGUCUGUUUACCUUUGAUAAAUGCAGCUAUCAGGGAUGUUGAGAAGGGAACUUUUCCCAAAAGCUGCUUUUUGAAUAUAGAAAUUCCCACAUCACCUUCAAAGAACAAGGGCUUCAAAUUAACCAAGCAAAGUAUGUGGAGAUCCACGCCAAGCUGGCUAGCUGUGUCAGCUAGCCGCUAUCCAACUGGUCAUUUCAUGGCCAAUCAACAAGGUGGCCUUGGCCUUCAGUUUGCACAGCUUGGACGGGAUGCCUCUGCCGCUGGCGCAGCUCGUCGACUGGCUACACAGAAAAAGAACUUGGAGGUUAUUGAAUCAGUUGGAGCUUCAGGAAAAUCCGAUUCCAACAGAGUGAAGAAGUACUUCAGACUAGAGUUUCAGGAAAAGCAGCAGGAAGAUAUAGAUGAAGAUACGGAUUACGGAGCACUUGAAAGUGGAUACGUAAGUUGCAAUAUUGAAUUACUGUAUUCUUAAGCAGCAGUAAUUUGUUAUUCUCAACUAAU
This is a messenger RNA of Arachis duranensis, 1415 nucleotides long. RefSeq lists its product as uncharacterized. The transcript is spliced from 9 exons. Lineage: Eukaryota; Viridiplantae; Streptophyta; Magnoliopsida; Fabales; Fabaceae. Bases 319 to 1386 code for a protein of 355 amino acids. Gene Ontology annotation, molecular function: nucleotidase activity. The record is from RefSeq and is a predicted model, not a curated record.